AUGGAUAGAAGUACUAAUGAUAGUGCGGAUUUGUUAGAACAAUAUGUGGGAAAUAAAUUCAAUACUCUUGUACCAGAUAUUGCUAUUCUCGAUCCAAAAACUGUUACUUUAAAAGAUGUCUAUACUAAAUUUAGAAAUUUUAACAAUAAGUUAAAAAAUUUGACUGUUGAAAAGGAAUUUGAAUUAAAAAAAAUUCAAGUAAAAAAAAAGUAUCUUGAUAUGAGUGUUAUGUUAGGGAAAGAAGAGUUAGAAUUAAAAGCUAAAGAAUUAGAUGAAAAAAGAUAUUCUGCACAGAAAUUACUUGAUUUAUUAAUUAGCUUAAAGAAUGCUUCAAACAAUAAUAAUAUGAAUAAGACAUAUGCUGAGUUGACUAAUUCAUAUCAGGAUUUGAAAGACACAAUUUUAUGGUCAGAAGAAACUUGUGAAAGUUCAAGAACUAAUUAUGAAAAUGUUAAGUUAAAGAACAAAAAAAAUCUUUUAAAAAGUGAUGUUGAACAAUUAAGAAGUAGACUGAAGCAUGUAAAGAAUGAAGUUUAUAAGCAAGAUAAAAAUAAUAUUUAUAAAUGGAUUAUAGAAAUGUGUUCUUUAUCAAUUGAAGAAAAAAAACUUUAUAGUACAUUAGAGAAACGUAAAAAUGAAAAUACUCGAUUAACGGAUAAAAAUCCAAACAAUUCUUUGAAUGAAUCUGUACUACCACUUUCUGGUUCACAAUUAUCAGUAAAAUCAAACUUUUUAAUUUGUAAGAAUGAUAAUGCUUUCAACAAAAAUAAUGACAAUGAGUCAGAUCGUUUUUCUUCUGUAUCAUCAGUAAAAGAAGAGGAAAAUAAUUUGACACAAAAUUUAUAUAAUAGUAAAGGAUCAUCAAUGGAACAUAUAAAUGAGAUUAACAAGCUUUUAAAUGAUUCACUUGCUCCUUCACAAUGUUCUAUAUUAUCAUCAGAGAUGUCUGAUAUAUGUUCAAAUAGAAGUAAUGACGACAUUAUGGAUUUUAUGCCAACAAAUUCAGAUAAUUCUCAAGUAAAAUCUAAACUAGUUAAUUUUAAUUCUAGUAAAUCUUCUAAUCGUCGAAUAGAUGAUUACAUUAAAUAUAUUGAAGAGAACUCAAAAGAUUUUAAUUUUGACAAUUUAUCAGAUGUUUCUGACAUAAACUCAUUCAAACACAAUGAAAUGCCUAAAGAUUUUUCAAAUCUAGGUAUCACUAAUUUAUUCACUCCUGAUCAAAAAGAAAGAAGUUACGAAAUAGAUUUACCGAACAAAGAAAUUAAACCUGCUGACGAAACCGAAACACCGAAAUGUUCUAAUAUCAUAAAUAACACCAUAGGUGGUGACUUUAUCAAUGACGAAGAAAAUUCUGAUAUAAAUGUUGAGAAAAAAAGUGAUGAAGUUUCAAGAACAGUUAUUUUUAAUGAUGAUAUUGAUAUUAUGGAAAUAUCUAAACAAAAUUUAUCAAAUGAAGACUUUACUAUAGUUAGUAAUUUGAAUGAAAAUCUUGAUGCUGACAAUUUUAAUGAUGAUGAAAUUUGUUUUCCUGACGAUGAAGGUAUUUUUAAUUUUUUAAAUGCUACUAAUCCUAUUAUAAAUGAAAGCGGUAAUAGUGAUGUAGAUAUAGAUGAUGGUUUUAAUUUUGAUCUUAAUAUGUUGGAUGGUCCUUUAAGUGAAAAUGAUUCAGAACCAAUGAAUGAUAAUAUUUUUGAUAAUGUGAUCAGUAAAAAUAAUACUGGUUCCAAUGAAUUUGAUAGUCUUUUUGAUUUCAAAUAG
Messenger RNA from Strongyloides ratti, 1758 nucleotides. RefSeq lists its product as hypothetical. The record is from RefSeq and is a predicted model, not a curated record. The coding region runs from base 1 to 1758 and encodes 585 amino acids. The transcript has 3 exons. NCBI's taxonomy places the organism in Eukaryota, Metazoa, Nematoda, Chromadorea, Rhabditida, Strongyloididae.